UUGUUUUGAAUUAUAACCUAAAAGCUGUAACUCAAAAUAAUAUUGUUCAAAUUUUCAAUUGCGUUUGAUUGUUUAGUACAAAAUUUUAUUAUUAUUGUGUAGUCCAAUAGUGUAUCUUCACUAGUUAUUGAAUUUCAUAGUUAUUUAAUUUUCAAAUGGAAUAAAGAAGAAGCCAAAGUUGUCAACUAAAGUGUAAGAAACUUCAGAAUCUAACUUUUGAAAAAUGGAAGAAGAGGAAAACGACACUAAAGCACAAUAUGUGAAAUUGGUAUGGAAGGAUCCAAAUCCUCUUUUUGUGAAGUGGAUAAGCGAAUGGUUGGAAGAAGCCAAAAAGAGAAAUAUGCAGCUUCAUUGGAACUUGGAAAAGGCUCUGGAGUCGUUGAAAAAAUUUCCAAUACCGUUGAAAUCUGGCAAGGACUGUCUGAUACUUGAGCACUUUGGAAAAGGACUUUGCAACAAACUAGAUAGUGAACUAGCCAAAUACAAAGCUAAAAUACAAGCUAAAGAAGAAGCUAUUCCAGGACCAUCGAAUGGUGUUCCAGGCCCUGUGAAUGCCAUUCCAGGGCCAUCAAAAGUUAUUCCAGGGCCAUCAAAUGAUGUUCCAAGGCCUGUGAAUGCUAUUCCAGGGCCAUCGAAUGUUAAUCAAGGACCAUUGAAAGAUCUUCCAAGGCCUGUGUUUGCUAUUGCAGGCCCUUCGAAUGUCAAACCUGGUCAACCAAAGCUACUCAAUAAAUCAGUUCGAAUAAAUUGUGUACCAGAGCAAAAUGAUGAUAAUCAGAGACCUAAAACGUUCACCCAAAUCGGCCUGCUAGGCCCCAACAAUCAAACUGACAAACCUUGUAUAUCAACUUUCGAUACAAAUGCAAACGAACCCAUUGAUUAUAUGAAAAAAUACUUGCAAGUGCAAAAAGAAAUCCAGAGAGCUCUAGAAGAUUCCAGUCCUGAAAAUCUUUUGAAAAUUGAAAAACCAAGCCCGACAAAACGAUUGGAGAAUGGGACACUAAUUCCGACAAAUAAAUUAUUUGUAGAUGACAAACCAUUACCGAAAGUGACAAUUGUAGAAGACAAUACAGGUCCGAAAAGAAUAGUUUAUUUAGAAUGGAGACCAAGUCCUAAAAAGAUAUUUGUAGAUGACAAACCAAGUCCAAAAAAGAUAUUUGUAGAUGACAAACCAAGUCCAAAAAAGCAGUUUGAAGUUAACAACCCAGGCAAAUCGAGAGCGGAACCUGCAAGAAGUCCUGCUAAAAGAAAAUUCAAUGAGGAAAGCCCAGGGAAAAAAAAACAAAAACGACGGAUUAGUCCUAUUCCAAUGGAAGAUGAGAAUUAUGAUGCACCUCUGUCACAAUUAUCGUCGGCUGGAAGCAGCAGUCAGACUCAAACUCAAGAAGAGGCAUUCAUAUUUGUACCGGGCGAUGUCAGAAUUAAACUGCUUGUUGACACCGCUGAAACAUCUGGGAACAUGGGUAAGCGAUCGCGAGGUGUAGCGGAGGCGACUGCCUACUUGACGGAACUGGGCGUUCCUUUCGAGGUGCGACAUCUGCCAGUCGGUGACUUUGUGUGGGUCCUGCAGGAUGGCGUCUCCAGAGAAUUGCUCCUGCCCUACAUUGUGGAGAGGAAGCGCGCUGAUGACCUGGCCAAGAGUAUCAAGGAUGGCAGGUUCAGGGAGCAGAAGUUUCGACUAAAACAGUUACCAGUUGCCGAACGAAUCUACUUAGUGGAAGAAUUGAAAGGUAAAGAUAGAAAAGGCCUUCCUCUGUCCACCCUGAUGCAAGCAGUCACCAAUACUCAAGUAAUUGAUGGAUUCAAGGUGAAAUUCACGAAUAACUUGAAACACUCCAUGCAGUUUUUGUCCGUCAUGACUGAUUUCCUGACAAAAAAUUUCGAUGAUAAAAUUAUGAUGAGCUGUCCGAAAGAUGAGUUGCCGCCUUUCGAUAUUAAGGAUGAUGUAGUUCGUUUGAUGACGUUCAAAGACUUUAGCAGAGACUCUGCCAAGAAAAGAAAAUACACGGUGGGCGAGAUGUUCCUGAAGCAUCUGUUACAGCUGAGAGGAAUGUCGGUGGAGAAGGCAAAGGCUGUGGUCGAUGUUUACCCCACACCGACGCACCUUAUGGAGGCCUAUCGAGAUUACAAUGGCUGCGGCCAAUUGAUGCUAGCCAAGCUGAAAAUCGGAGCUUUGGGUCGAUAUCUGGGUCCUGUUUUGAGUACAACUAUCCACGACUUCUAUACGAACAAUCAGUUUGAUUAGUGAUUUAAAUGAAAUAGUUAUUUCACUAACUAGUUAUUUUACUGGGUCGAUCUCUGGGUCCUGUUUUGAGUACAACUAUCCACGAUUUCUAUACGAACAAUCAGUUUGAUUAGUAAUUCGACUGAUAGAUGUCUGUGCUCAAUAUUACUGAGUUAUUUUCAAUGAUUGACCCAUAUUAAAACGUCAUAUCUACUAAAAUAUUUAUUCGAAAUGAACAAUCUAUACCGAUGAAACGAGAAAAUUUGAAAGUUUUUUUAACUAAAAUUAACUAAGGCCCUUCUGUGGGAUACUACUUUUAACAUGAAGAGGAGAAACCCAUUUCUCCUUCCACAGUUUGUAGAAAAGACAAAGACGGUCAUCCUGCGCACAUUUGGAUGCACCGUGUCAUUUCGCUUUACUUUCUUGUGAUGAACACAUCUCCAUAAUCACACAAACCAAUAUACCUGCUGUCAGUAAAACAUUUUUGGAACAAUGCCAGGCGAUAACUGGAGGGGUGUGUUGCGCGACGCAUUAGAAUGGUGCUAGGUAGUGGGAGUGAUUAGUGGAGAAUAGAGCAUCGGACCUCUCCAUCAUCGAGAAAGAGCCGUGUAAAGG
Messenger RNA from Nilaparvata lugens (brown planthopper), 2839 nucleotides. RefSeq names its product crossover junction endonuclease MUS81 (gene mus81). Gene Ontology annotation, molecular function: crossover junction DNA endonuclease activity; DNA binding; 3'-flap endonuclease activity. The transcript has 10 exons. The record is from RefSeq and is a predicted model, not a curated record. NCBI's taxonomy places the organism in Eukaryota, Metazoa, Arthropoda, Insecta, Hemiptera, Delphacidae. The coding region runs from base 224 to 2245 and encodes 673 amino acids. Gene Ontology annotation, biological process: resolution of meiotic recombination intermediates; DNA catabolic process; mitotic intra-S DNA damage checkpoint signaling. Gene Ontology annotation, cellular component: nucleus; Holliday junction resolvase complex.